AUGAAGCUCCUCGCCGCUGCUGUUAGCUUCAUCAUAGCCGCCGAAGGCGCCAGCAUUGAAACCAAUGUUCAAUCCCUUCUACAACAGGUUAUUGGAUUCGAUGCUAGGUCCAAGCCUAACAUUUUAUUCGUGAUCACCGACGAUCAAGAUCUCGAACUCGACUCGGUCGCAUACACUCCGCUCAUUCAAAAACACCUGCGAGACAAGGGCACCUUUUUCCGCAAUCAUUUCGUCACGACGGCGCUCUGUUGCCCCUCACGAGUUAGCCUGUGGACGGGUCGCCAAGCACAUAACACAAACGUGACCGACGUCAAGCCGCCCUACGGUGGAUAUCCCAAGUUCGUUGACCGCGGAUUCAAUGACAACUUCUUGCCGGUUUGGCUGCAGGAGGCCGGCUACGACACCUAUUAUACCGGCAAACUCUUCAAUGCUCACACAAUAGACAAUUACGACAGUCCCCAUGUGAAUGGUUAUAACGGAUCCGACUUUCUCCUUGAUCCUUACACUUACGCCUACCUUAAUUCGACAUAUCAGCGUAACCACGACCCUCCGGUGAGCUAUGAAGGCCAGCACACUACUGAUGUUAUUACGAAGAAAGCCCUAGGCUUCCUGAAUGAUGCAUUGGAAGGUGAGCGGCCCUUCUUUGUUACGAUCGCACCUAUAGCGCCACAUUCGAAUGUCGACCCCAGUGCUAUUGAAACCGGUGAGAUCACCAUGGGCGCCCCGAUUCCCUUGGAGAGGCACCAGCAUCUGUUUGAGGAUGUCAAGGUGCCUCGCACCAAGCACUUUAACCCCGACGAGCCGAGCGGCGUCAGUUGGGUCCGUGACUUACCUCAGCAGAACAAGACCGUUGUGGAUUACAAUGACUACUUCUAUCGCUCUCGCCUGCGCGCCCUGCAGGGAGUGGACGAGCUCGUGGAUAAUCUGGUUAAGCGACUGGAAGAAAGUGACAAGCUGGACAACACCUAUAUAAUUUAUACCUCUGACAACGGAUUCCAUAUCGGCCAGCAUCGAUUGCCACCAGGCAAGACUUGCGGCUAUGAAGAGGACAUCCGAGUGCCCCUGUUCAUUCGAGGCCCUGGGAUACCGGAAGGCCAUGUUCAAGAUUCGGUGACGACUCACAUCGAUUUGGCUCCCACCAUCUUCGACCUGGCGGGCAUCCCACCACGCUCGGAUUUCGAUGGCACUGCAAUCCCACUGACGCUCGACUUUGAUGGAUUGCGCCACGAGCACGUUACAGUCGAAUUCUGGGGAAAGGCUGUUAUGGAGGGCUCCUUUAGCGCUAUCGGCCCAGGAGGCUCCGCGAUGAUUCCCAACAACACGUACAAGUCGCUUCGCCUGCUGGGAGAGGGAUACAACUUGUACUAUUCCGUCUGGUGUAACAACGAACAUGAACUCUAUGACCUUUCGACUGACCCUUAUCAACUGUACAACCUUUAUCCACACGGUGCUCAAACAGAUGAUGGCGAGCCUCGAAUUCUCGGUCGCAGUCUGUCUCAGGCCGUCAACAGGCUGGACGCGCUCCUCCUCGUGUUGAAGUCCUGCCAAGGGGGGACCUGCAUCGAACCGUGGAAUGUUCUCCAGCCCGAGAAUCCAGUUAGAAGCUUCCGGGAUGCUCUUGACAAGCAUUAUGAUGCUUUCUACAGAGCACAGCCCCGAGUCUCUUUCGACUGGUGUGCUGCAGGGCAUAUUGUCGAAGCCGAAGGUCCUCAAGUGCCGUUGACCACGCGUUAUGGCAUUUCCUGGGAUAAUUGGGUUUGA
Penicillium atrosanguineum is the source of this 1761-nucleotide messenger RNA. Its product is annotated as sulfatase family protein. NCBI's taxonomy places the organism in Eukaryota, Fungi, Ascomycota, Eurotiomycetes, Eurotiales, Aspergillaceae. Gene Ontology annotation, molecular function: N-acetylglucosamine-6-sulfatase activity; glycosaminoglycan binding; arylsulfatase activity. The record is from RefSeq and is a predicted model, not a curated record. Gene Ontology annotation, biological process: phenol-containing compound metabolic process. Bases 1 to 1761 code for a protein of 586 amino acids. The transcript is spliced from 5 exons.